ACUCCACUCCCCCAACUCAAACAAAACCAUCACCACCCCCGACGUCUGAAAGCCAGCCAGCGCUUCUCUCUCUCUUUCUCUCUCUGCCUUCUCACCUCAUCGCUUGAUAUUUGUUUCCCUCUCUCUUUCGAUCCAUGCGAAAGCUCUAAUGACUCCAUACUGCCCCUGAAUUCUUCUUAAUUCCACUCCUAUCUUUCCAUGGCAUCUCUCUCCGCCUGUUCCUCUGCCUCAUGGCCGCUUCCAGACUCAAACCCUGAUAACCCCAAGCCUAAUUCGGACUUUCUCUCCACUCCUCAGCACCAGCACGCAACAAUCUCAGAUCAAGCUCAGGUUUCGGAAGAGUCUUCUUCACCUCUGGAACAACGAAGGGCGGAGCCUGAGGAACAUGAUGAAGAUGGAGACGAAGGUCAGGAAGCCUCCUCCAAUUCUAAUCCGCCAUCUUCGGCCUCUCUUUUUGUUCAAAACCCUAACUCAAAUCCUAUUCUCCACGAUAAUCUGGAUCCUGCGCCGUCUACAGUCCCGAAUCUCCUUCACAUCUCCUUUAAUCAGGACCACGGAUGCUUUGCUGCCGGCACCGAUCAUGGAUUCCGGAUCUAUAACUGCGAUCCUUUCCGCGAGAUCUUCAGGCGAGAUUUCGAUAACGGAGGUGGUAUAGGCGUUGUUGAGAUGCUGUUCCGGUGCAAUAUUCUUGCGCUUGUCGGGGGCGGACCUGAUCCACAGUACCCUAUCAAUAAGGUCAUGAUUUGGGAUGAUCACCAGAGUCGGUGCAUUGGUGAGCUCUCUUUCAGAUCCGAGGUCCGCGCGGUGAGGUUGCGUCGAGACCGUAUAAUUGUUGUUCUGGAGCAGAAGAUAUUCGUGUACAAUUUCGCGGACCUGAAGGUGUUGCAUCAAAUUGAGACAAUUGCCAAUCCGAAGGGGUUGUGUGCGGUCUCACAGAUGUCGGGGUCGCUCGUGCUGGUUUGCCCCGGGCUACAGAAGGGGCAAGUUAGGGUUGAGCAUUACGGUUCGAAGCGUACGAAGUUCAUCAUGGCUCAUGAUUCAAGGAUUGCGUGUUUUGCACUCACACAGGAUGGAAGGUUUCUUGCUACGGCCAGUACUAAGGGAACUCUUGUUAGGAUAUUCAAUACGUUCGAUGGAACGUUGCUGCAAGAGGUACGAAGGGGUGCAGAUAGAGCAGAGAUUUACAGCCUGGCUUUCUCCUCUACGAUGCAGUGGCUGGCUGUUUCAAGUGAUAAGGGCACGGUUCACGUUUUCAGCCUCAAGCUUAAUUCAGGAUCCCCAGGGGACGACACCGCACGCACUCCUUCUGACCCCAAUCUUGCUGUUCCAUCGGCAAGUUCAUCUCUCUCCUUCAUUAAAGGGGUGCUGCCGAAGUAUUUCAGCUCAGAGUGGUCAGUGGCCCAAUUUCGCUUGCAUGAAGGUUCUCAGUACAUUGUUGCUUUUGGCCAUCAAAAGAACACUAUUGUGAUUCUUGGCAUGGAUGGAAGCUUCUAUCGAUGCCAAUUUGAUCCGGUGACAGGAGGAGAGAUGACUCAAUUAGAAUUCUACAACUUCCUGAAGCCAGAAGAAACGUUCUAAGUUGAAGAUGACGGGUUCUUCUCUAUUUUUUUGGCUUUACUAUUGUUCUGAUCAUAUACUGAUAUUUUCUUUUGGGGUGGGCGGGGGUACUAAAUAAGUUGUACAUGUUUUUAGAGAUGGGUUUAGAGCCUGCAAAACUACACCUGGGCUGUGUUGAUACCACUUGUGCAUAUAUAUGCAAAUAAUAAUAGAGAUGCUUGUAUAUCUGGACCUUGUUUUUAACCGAUAUUAGCUCGGAGGAAUUUAUAAAGCUGUGUCAAAUGUUGUGCCA
Messenger RNA from Nelumbo nucifera (sacred lotus), 1849 nucleotides. It is a transcript of the gene ATATG18A, whose product is annotated as Transducin/WD40 repeat-like superfamily protein. Gene Ontology annotation, molecular function: protein binding. NCBI's taxonomy places the organism in Eukaryota, Viridiplantae, Streptophyta, Magnoliopsida, Proteales, Nelumbonaceae. The record is from RefSeq and is a predicted model, not a curated record.